UCAGCAGGAUUAGUACUAUUAGACCAAAGCCCGGAGGAGCAUCCCGGCCUUGACUAGGUCGUUGCGAAAACUCCAUCGAUCAUCAUGACGGAAGCUAGUGGCGUAAACGGCCCCUUCCUCGCCUAUAUGAGUUUAAUGCCUGCCCUAAUAUUAUUCCAAGCGUCGGUCUCACAACAAGUCGGGCACUGGGAAGAAAUGGAAAACCGGCCUGACAACCUGCGAAAAUGGAAGAUGCCUUUUUUGGACAUAAUAUGCAAAUCAAGCACACACAGGCUGCACGGGCUUCGCCCUAUCUUCCGUGUCUGGACUUCCAACAAACCUGGAAAGCGGGUCGUGGGUCUCCCAAGGCACAGCAAUACGGCAAGUGGUUGAGAUUAACAAUUGAGAGGACGGCGCCGCUGCGGUUUUCAGGCACGCCUGGGAAUAUAAUUGUAUACAUGUAUAUGAGACUCAUUGGCUGUUUGAAGAAGUUACCUAGAUAUAUGGUACUAUUGUAUCCAGGACAUUUCCUUAAGGAUGGGGUGAUGGUUGGUGAUGCUCAGCCUCGGCAUCGUGACUCUGGCCAAGGAAAAGGUCACUUUUGUCAACUCACAGGAGAACUUUGGUUGCCCAGUCCUGUAUCUAUCCGAGCGGUCGCCUGUGUCGGGCCCCGUAAGUGUCUGAACGGCGACAACGCGGGAUUGGAUCUGCCAUUCGAGGUUUGCUGUCCCGUCCACUGUCGCCUUACCGACCUCCAAAACCUAGAACAUCCGGUGCAGUGGCCGGUCAAGCUGCAGGAGCGAGCGGUUACAAUCAAGACCAGACGUGGGCGCAUUGCCGCACAGGAGACGAGCCACGUCCGUCUCUCGGGCUGUUUCCAAGAUAUUGAUACCCCUGAAGACGAGAACAACAUUAUAAUACUAUGGCAAAAAAGUAGGUUCUUGUGGUACCUCGUCCAAGCUUCUCGAGAGAAACCUACGGCCCUAAGCCUGGAGUACCGCAAUCAACCCCCUCCAAAUCCCCCCUAUCCGUCCUUUCUUGGUGCGUAUGUUGGUGGACACGGACGGAAAGGCUAUGGGAGCUUGAGUAUUUUUCGAAAUGGACAACCCCGGGCUACAUUAUAUUUAUGCAAAUGAAAACACAAGCGCUAGGGAAUGGUAAGGCUGGAGAGGUUGGAGUCGAGACUUAAAAAACCUUUCCCAUCUACGGAUACCAUUCAUGUGAGUCCCAACCACAGUCUUGCGUAAUGUUACUCCUGUACAUACACGCCGUAACAAUGCACAGAUGAUAGGUAAGAACUUAUGAAAAUGAACCAACACCCCAUGGCACUCUCAUACCCUUCACAGACAGCCCGGCAGCUUCGGAGAGUUUUGGCCUACCUCAACUCUCGCCCAUUAGAUCGUCAUGAUCUGGUUGCAGUGUACCCUGGGAUACCAGCCCCUGGCUAACAAGCUAACGGCGGCGGCGGCGGCGGCGUGGCUGUGGUG
This is a messenger RNA of Lasiosphaeria miniovina, 1466 nucleotides long. RefSeq lists its product as uncharacterized. Bases 225 to 1115 code for a protein of 296 amino acids. The record is from RefSeq and is a predicted model, not a curated record. NCBI's taxonomy places the organism in Eukaryota, Fungi, Ascomycota, Sordariomycetes, Sordariales, Lasiosphaeriaceae. The transcript has a single exon.